GUGUUUCAGGAAAUAGGGCAGAGUUUGGUGUAUUGUUGUGACGGAACUUGCUCGCUGGGUUUUAAAUCUACCCGACGUUAACUGCGGUCUACAAAACCACCUGUCUGUGUUUUGCUUAUUUGAUUUGCUCUUUAGUGAAGCAGAGGCUGUGAGAAUGCCGCCUAAAAAACGCCACUCUGGGACGACACAAAACAAGGAGCCGAAGCCCAGCGCUGACAGCGCUUCUCCUCCAGACAAGCAGGAUAGCCCAGAGUUAUCUGAGAAAAAACACAGAGAAAAGCACGCUGAGUUUGUGAGUCUGUGUAAGAGCCUUCAUGUUUCAGACCUGGUGUGUGACCGAGCCUGGACCCUGUGGGAAUCCGUUCGGGAAUCCAUGGAUAAAGUCCCUGGCAGUCAGCAAAGACUUUGGGGCGCUUGUCUGUUUGUGAUCAUUACGGACAUGGAUACUGGUAGCUUUACUGUCACCCAAGUUUUGAAAGCUGUCAGUCUGAAUUUGAAGCAGUUUUUGGCUCUGGUGAGACAACUGGAUGUUAACCUGGAUACAAUAAGCAUGAAGGUCAACUCAGCACUGACACGACUGGAGAAGAAGUACGACGUAAUGCUGGCUCUUUACCAAAGAUUUGAGAAAACGUGCAAGAACAUCUUUGUUCUGACAUCUGAUGGCAGGGAGAGAGAGACCAUGCGGACCUGCUGGACAAUGUUUCUUUUGGCAAAAGGAAGAGCUUUGCAGAUGGAGGAUGACCUGGUCAUAUCCUUCCAGUUGCUGCUUUGCACGCUGGAGUUGUUUAUCAAGCGCUGCUCUUCAGACCAGUUACAGUCUUUAUAUCAAUCGGCCAUUAGCAAGGUCCUGAGCCCACCGACACGAACAUCUCGCCGCAACCAGAGCAAAGCCAAGUCCCGACCUUCAGAACCAGAGGUUGAUGCGCAGCUUCUUGAAACCUUGUGCAAAGACAACGAAUGCAAUUUCGAAGAGGUGAAGAACGUGUACCAGACCAGCUUCUUGGCUUUUCUGGACUCGACGGAUCUUUCGAGAUCCAUCGACUUUCCUCAGGUGAAUGAUGUCAACCAACAGUAUGAAGAGCUCUACCUCAAGAGCAGAGACAUCGAUGGACGUCUGUUUUUCGACGGGGAUGAGACCGUUCUUCCUCCUAAAUUCGAGAUAUCAAAGGUGGAGAGAACUCCAAAGAAGAACCAGCCAGAGGAAGAUGGGCCGAUGAUCCCUCCUCAGACUCCGAUCAGAGCUGCCAUGACCUCUAUUCGGAUGCUCAGAGGAGAUCUUCCCUCCAACGGGGAUCAACCUUCUACUACACUGACCACAUAUUUCAAAAAUUGCACUGUGGACCCGACGCAGGAUGUGCAGAAACGUUUAGAGACACUUGGUCAGGUUUUUAGCCAGAAGUUUGGCGAAGCAGUGGGGCCUCACUGUGUUGUGUAUGGCAGGCAGAGAUUUGCCCUUGGCGUAAGAUUAUACUACAAAGUAAUGGAGGCUAUGCUGAAAUCGGAAGAGAAGCGUCUCUCCGUGCAAAAUUUCAGUAAACUCCUCAAUGACUUCACGUUUCACACAUCACUCCUGGCCUGUUCUUUGGAGGUCGUCAUGGCAACAUAUGAAGAGAGUAGUUUCAAGAACGGAGGAAGUGACCAAACUGGAACGAACUUGUGCUUCCCCUGGAUUCUGAACGUCCUCAACCUCUCCGCCUUUGACUUCUACAAAGUGAUUGAGAGCUUCAUCAAGGCUGAACCGACGCUGAGCAAAGACAUCAUCAAACAUCUGGAGACCUGCGAGAACCUCAUCAUGGAGAGGAUCGCAUGGAGGACGGGCUCUCCGCUGUUUGAGCUUCUGAAACAGGAGCAUGCGAGCGCAGCAGCGGAGCCGGUGGAGACUCCAGCCAGUUUCAGCCAGCCGCUGCAGCACAGCCACACCGCCGCGGACCUAUAUCUCACACCAACACGCCCAGCAUCGCGGGUCUUGCCUCCUGAUUCCCCGGCCACGCCUCCCCAGCAGCCCACUGCUUCUCAGUCCACCUCCCAGGCGCCCUGCCAAGCUCCGAGGCAGCCAAAGUCUAACUCCCUCAGUCUCUUCUAUAAAAAAUUGUACCGCCUGGCCUAUACAAGGCUAAAGACUCUCUGCUCAUAUCUGCUGUCCUCUCACCCUGAACUGGAGCCUAUAAUAUGGACCCUGUUUCAGUACACCCUGCAGCAUGAGUAUGAGCUGAUGAGAGACCGCCACCUGGACCAGCUGAUGAUGUCGGCCAUGUACGCCAUAUGCAAAGUGAAGAGUGUCGAUCUGCGCUUCAAGUCCAUCGUUUCGGCCUACAAGAACAUGACAAACACCAACCAGGAGACCUUUAAGAACGUGCUGAUCAUCGAGGGCCACUAUGACUCCAUCAUUGUCUUCUACAACCAAGUGUUCAUGCAGAAGUUAAAAACGAAUAUCCUGCAACAUGCGUCCAUCAGGCCGCCUCCCCUUUCUCCAAUUCCACAAAUUCCUCGCAGCCCAUACAAGUUACCCAACUCUCCUCUGCGUGUGCCUGGGAGCAACAACAUCUACAUCUCCCCUUUGAGAAGCUCCCGCAUGUCGCCGGGUAUCAUGACUCCUCGCUCCAGAAUGUUGGUGUCCAUUGGUGAAUCAUUUGGGCUGGGCAAUCGCUUCCAGAAGAUCAACCAGAUGGUCAACAGCGAACGCUCCCACAAGAGAACGAUGGACCAAAGCGCCGCCAUCAAGCCUCUGAAGAAGCUGCGCUUUGAUGUGGACGGGCAGGAUGAAGCAGACGGCAGCAAACCUGGAGGGGAUUCGACCCUGAUUCAGAAACUUACAGAGAUGAGCUCCACUUGGAGUCGCAUGCAUGAGCAGAAGAUGAAGGAGGAGCCCGAAACGAGGGACGAGCCACAGUAAAGCCU
Molecule: messenger RNA, 2898 nt
Organism: Xiphophorus maculatus (southern platyfish)
Lineage: Eukaryota; Metazoa; Chordata; Actinopteri; Cyprinodontiformes; Poeciliidae
Gene: rb1
Product: RB transcriptional corepressor 1
Biological process (GO): cell morphogenesis involved in neuron differentiation; cell differentiation; regulation of transcription by RNA polymerase II
Cellular component (GO): chromatin; nucleus; Rb-E2F complex
Molecular function (GO): RNA polymerase II transcription regulatory region sequence-specific DNA binding
Source: RefSeq, marked provisional